Messenger RNA from Exophiala xenobiotica, 2864 nucleotides. RefSeq lists its product as uncharacterized. NCBI's taxonomy places the organism in Eukaryota, Fungi, Ascomycota, Eurotiomycetes, Chaetothyriales, Herpotrichiellaceae. The record is from RefSeq and is a predicted model, not a curated record. Bases 873 to 2120 code for a protein of 415 amino acids. The transcript has 3 exons.
UACUACUACGUAUACUCCGUACUGCUAUGUACGUAGUAACCUUUCUGACCGCAGCCUGCUUCAUCCUUCUUCAUCCUUCUCUCUUUGUUUUGCGAGUGCUUAUCGCUGCAAAAACGUCAAUCUCUCCUGACGCUCUCUCCGCUGAAACCGUCGCCAAUAGCCACGCCCCAAGCUGAGAGACGAUAACCAAUUUCCUGCAAACGCUUAGGCCCAGGCACGGCCUGACCCCGCAGCGAGCGAAGCAAGGAACCAGUCAAAGGUCCAGAGGCCGUGGAAGUCAGAAGACAGACGACGCCAGGCGGAACAAGUUUAGCUUCUCCUUCUGGCACGAGGAGCAACUUGACUGGACUGUGACUGGAAUCGGCGCGAUCAGCAGGUGCAUGGAUGUCCAUCUGGAUUAAUUUUGGCCCUUGACCAGAAAAAAAAAGUGUCCAGCUCGCAGCUCCUCUUUUUGUCCUUGUCCGUUCAUCUCUCCACAGCCACACAACCACGCUCUCCCGAGGACAACCACCGAACCGCGAAUCCACACAACCUGUUCCGCACUCCCACACUCCUACAACCACGGUUCACACAUUAUUCUGUUCCUGAGACUCUUCUCCUUCCCAUCAACUCAAGACUCGGUACCAGAAACUGCAGCCCCCAGUUUCCUCGACUCGCUUCUAUUGUAUCCAUCCUUACUCCGUACCAGUCAACAAACACAGAAAGCAAACCCCUCGCGCUCCAUCUAUUCCCCGGUGCCUGGCCCAUCUAACCCCCACCACACUAUUCGCCUUGACUGCUGCCAUCUCCUGACGGCUCUCAGGUUUCAAGACUACAAAAAGUUUUGGACUCGGGAGUCGUCUGAUAACUUCCUCAAUUAUUCUUGCACAAUAAUGGCGUCCUCAAAGGAUCAACCAUCUUCUCGUCCUGCCUCGGGCAGCUUUUCGAGGCCCUCGUCUACCACGGCCCGACAGCAUUCCCACUCCAUCUCCUUGGCUCCUACGAACCCUUCUCACCGAGUCAAUCGUCGAAAGAGUGUCAUCACUUCCACAACUGCUCAGGCUGCGAUUGCUGCGGCAUUGAGGGAACAAGGAGACGCGUCGGUCAUGCCGUUGCACAAUCAUCGAAGGAGCCUGGGCUCGAGAAAGACUAUGGAAUCACAAUCGAUGAGUGCUAGACCCAGUAUGCACUCCUACUUCCAUGGGACUUCUGGCAAUCGCAGCGGUCAAGACAACGAAGCCCUCGAGGACAACUCACAAGAUGAGGAUCUGGCACAUUCGUCCAAGAGCAUGAGCACCAAGCCUAGAAACAGGAGGGCAAGUGACGGUUCAUACUUGAUCAAGGGCGAGGGUAAAAAGUCGGGAGCUGAGCUUCGCUGCGAUACCUGCGGCAAGGGAUACAAACACAGCAGCUGUCUUACCAAGCAUCUGUGGGAGCAUGAUCCAGCUUGGGCAGUCACCUCCAAACUGCUCAUCUCCAAGCAUCAGCAGGUCCAGCUUUUGGAAGCUGCUUCGGUUCUGUGCAACAUGAACACGGAGAAUUUGCCAACGGCUCACUCCGACAUUGAGGCGUCUGCCAUCGACCCGAGUGAGGGAUCUUCUGCAUCCCCAGGCUUCUCCUCGUCCGAGAUGCACGACGAGGUCAGCUCGGUUGAGACAACACCACCUCCCAUGAGCGAAGCUGCCUACCCGGUCCCUGACACUAAGCGUUUCAGUGUCAGCAGCAACGGGUUCUCUCGCUCAUACCGCUCGGUCCCGUCAAGCUCCUAUACCGAAAGCGUUCUGUCUCCUGGCCUUCCACCACACAGGUUCUCCGGGGUAGACUUCCGCCCCAGCACAUCUGGCACCGAUGAUGGCACUCUUGCAGCAGCCACGGCCGGCCUCACUUUCAGUGGGACACCUCGCACGAAACCCACCUAUUUGGGCUCUGAUGUGCCGCCUGUACCACCACUGCCACAACAGUACCAGUCUUUCAACAGCAAAUCGUCUGACAGUACAUUGACAAACGUAUAUAAUCCCUUGUUGCAGUUGCAUCCUCCUACCUUGACCCAAAACGUUUCCGAUGAGCGCGGUUACCGCGAAAGCAACGACGACAAAGACAUCAACAUGGAGGAUGAAGAGAUGUUCAAGAUGGAGGAAUAAGGCUGACCAUGCUACAAAUUCGACAACUGAGAGUUUCCGUCGCUUAUGACGACCAAAUGUUUCCUACAUUCUUUCACCAGACGAAUUCUUUGGAGGAUUAAGCGGCAUAUUUUCUAUGUAUCUUUUGGGGUGCUACAAGAAAACAGAGACAGAAAAUUACCAGCCCAGGCUCCGCGGACAGAUCCUGAAAGCACCGAUGAGUUGACUCGUACUACAAGACGCAGUCGACGAGGUUAAAGUGAGUGGGACUGUCUUGGUCUUUGCGUUGAGCAGGCGUCACAAUAUGUUAUCACGAAUUGGAGUUAUCGGCUAUUUGCAGGAAAGCUACAAGGCAUAGCAAGCCAAUUUCAGUAGGAUGAAAUGAUAUUGGAAUCCAUCAUUGAAGGACCGAGAAGAGGCACGUCCAGUUACAUGCAGGGGAAGAGAGGAGAAAGGAAAACGUUACAUGGCUUCCCCUGUCUCACCCAUGUUUCUGUAGGAACUUUUCUGGCCUUUGAGUUUUUGGGACUUUUGGCUUUCUUGACUGUUGAUGUUUUGUGAUGGCCGUCAACCGCGCUUUGAUCAGCACGAUUGGCAUUCGGUAGCGUAGUGAUUGUCGGUUUUCCACUUUUGAGUCUUGGUACGGGCUCGCCGGCGGAGUCCAUCUGCGUCACGCUGAUCAGGGACGGCGGAGCUCCAGUUCGUUCAGGAGUGGGAACUGUACCAGUAUCUUACACAGGGUCUAGACGAUGGCGACAUAUCUUG